AUGUUUAAAAAAGAUGUCUCCCAUGGUGCCAGGUCAAAAGUCAAAUCCUCCGUCCAGCGAGCCAUCAAACAAAAGCUCGUCGAAACAUAUCCAGGCUUCGCGCCCUAUAUCGAUGAGAUAAUACCUAAAAAGGCCUCUCUGGAGGCUGUCAAGCUCCACACCCCUGACCGCGUAACACUCUACACCCUCGACUCGCGUCCCAUACUCUUCCAAUCCCUUGACACACCCCCGAUCCCCCACUUACGGGUUCUGCACGCGUUCCCUGAUGCCAUCCCCAACAUAGGCAUAGACCGGGGCGCCAUUCGUUUCGUCCUCUCUGGCGCUGCGCUCAUGGCUCCCGGUCUCAUUUCGGCUGGUGGCAGGUUGCCCGAUCCUGCGAAUAAUCCUGGAGACAGAGAAUUAGAGGCUGGAGAGGUUGUGGCGGUUAAGGCGGAGGGGAAGGAGGAGAUUUGUUUGGUGGGUCGGUUGAAGAUGGGCACAGAGGAGAUGAAGAAGAAAGGCAAAGGGGUUGUUAUGGAUGAGGGGCAUUAUUUAGGGGAUGGGUUAUGGAAGAUCGAGUCUGUGGGGUGA
Messenger RNA from Paracoccidioides lutzii Pb01, 570 nucleotides. Its product is annotated as translation machinery-associated protein. The record is from RefSeq and is a predicted model, not a curated record. Gene Ontology annotation, molecular function: RNA binding. The transcript has 3 exons. Bases 1 to 570 code for a protein of 189 amino acids. Gene Ontology annotation, biological process: formation of translation preinitiation complex.